UUUUUGAAACAUCGAUACUAUCGAUUCUUGAUGGCUAUAUGAGUUUGAUUAUGUUCUUGGAUUUGUUCCAUUUUCAGACAUUUGAAAAACUCAAUAAAAUUUACCAUGAAUUAUCAACAUCAAGGAUCUCAAUAUCAUCCUCCUCCUAAUCAAUCUAACCAGAUUGACAUGGAUGCUGAAAUGAGCAGAUUUGAAAAAGAAGUACUUUCGGUUUCAGCCAAUGCUAGCUCAUCAUCAUCAACAACAUCAUCUAAUUUUCCUGUUCAUUUUAUUCCGCAUCAAAUUCAACGACAACUACCUUUGCAACGUACACAACAAGCAACUUUCGUACCAGCCGGUCAAUAUGCUGGUUCCUCAAUGAAUUCGACAACCAUUCAAUCCUCGAAUCAAGGAAAUGCUAUGGGCCAAUCGGCCGUUAAUUAUACUGUCACACCAAUGCAAGUUCCAUCCAAUGUUCAACAAAUAUCGACAACACCUACUGGCCAACUCAUAUUGACAAAAACAAAAUCGAAAAGUGAAAAGAAAGGUAGUAAGAAGAAAAAAAAUCUGCGAAUUGCUGGCGGACAGGUUUGGGAAGAUCCAACUCUAGAGGAAUGGGAUCCCAAUGAUUUCCGUUUGUUUUGUGGUGAUCUUGGUAAUGAUGUUUCCGAUGAUGUUCUUACGCGAGCUUUCAAUAGAUAUCCAUCAUUCAUCAAAGCUAAAGUUGUCCGUGAUAAACGAACAAAUAAAAGUCGUGGUUUUGGAUUUGUCAGCUUUAAAAAUCCAGUUGAUUUUGCUCGUGCCAUAAAAGAAAUGAAUGGUCGUUAUGUUGGAUCACGUCCCAUCAAACUUCGUAAAUCAAAUUGGCAAGAUCGUAAUGUCGAAGUGGUGAAGAGAAAAAUGAAACAAAAACAAAAACUUGGCUUGGUUUAACAAAUUUUACAAAAUAAAAUCUUCAGACAUUA
Messenger RNA from Dermatophagoides pteronyssinus (European house dust mite), 944 nucleotides. RefSeq names its product RNA-binding protein 42. Gene Ontology annotation, molecular function: mRNA binding. The record is from RefSeq and is a predicted model, not a curated record. NCBI's taxonomy places the organism in Eukaryota, Metazoa, Arthropoda, Arachnida, Sarcoptiformes, Pyroglyphidae.